GCUGUAUUGUUUUGCAGUGCCAAUUAAAUCUUGGGCAGAGAGCCCAGGGAAGGUCGGUAUCUGCCAACGUUACGAAUCCAGUCCCUGAAAUACCACAGUACGCUCGGUAAAUUACGAACUGGGAACGCCCUAACUACUGAGUUGUGGGUCAAGUGAUGUCCCAACCAAAAAAACACCCAAAGCAACAAAUUCCAUUCCCUUCACAACCCCAUGAAUUCACACCUUUGAGGUUCCGUGACCGCUCAAACAAACUCAUACCGCCAAGCAGUGGAAGCCAUGGCUACAUCUUCUCGCUUUGGGUCCAAAAAAGCCUACCUCGUCCUCUACAAUGCCGCCUCGGCCGUCGCUUGGGCCACCAUCCUCGGCAGGGUGGCCGUGGUGUUAGGAUGGAGGGGCCCAUUCUUCGUGCCGCUUGUGGUCGACAACUUUGCACGCAUCACACAGACAUUUGCCUUCAUGGAGAUUCUGCAUGCUCUGACUGGUGUCGUCCCUGCCCCGGUGUUUACCACAAGCAUGCAAGUCGCCAGCCGGCUAUUCCUGAUGUGGGCCGUCUGCUACCCCUUCCCGCAGCUGAACGCCAGCCCUUUCUACUCGUCGAUGUUGUGCGCCUGGAGCACGACCGAGGUGAUCAGGUAUUCCUACUUUGCGCUGAAGCAGGUAGAGAGCGUCCCAGGCUGGCUGCACUGGCUGCGGUAUAGCGGCUUCCUAGUAUUGUACCCAGUCGGCAUCAGCAGCGAGGUGGCCAUGACGCUGCAAGCGAUCUUCGGCCCGGCCGCGGAUUUGGCCCCGUGGUACCCCUAUGCGUUAGCGGCCGUCCUGCUCUCGUACAUCCCGGGCUCCCCAAUUCUCUAUUCCCACAUGCUCAAGCAGCGGAGGAAGUACCUUGGAAGCGGCAAGACGGCAGAGCAGAAGAAGAGGCAAUAGCGGAUGCCAUGCACGCCGUUUCGCUUCGCU
Canariomyces notabilis is the source of this 954-nucleotide messenger RNA. RefSeq names its product PTPLA-domain-containing protein. Gene Ontology annotation, molecular function: 3-hydroxyacyl-CoA dehydratase activity. NCBI's taxonomy places the organism in Eukaryota, Fungi, Ascomycota, Sordariomycetes, Sordariales, Chaetomiaceae. Bases 277 to 924 code for a protein of 215 amino acids. Gene Ontology annotation, biological process: very long-chain fatty acid biosynthetic process; fatty acid elongation; sphingolipid biosynthetic process. The record is from RefSeq and is a predicted model, not a curated record. Gene Ontology annotation, cellular component: endoplasmic reticulum membrane. The transcript is spliced from 3 exons.